GCAUAUGCCCAUUCACAUUCCUCGAGUGAGAAGCUCUAGACAACAGGGACUUCGGAUUUAAUUUCUCUCUCUUGUAUCUUGUCUCUUGUCUGACGUCCGAUGUCUGUCAUUCAUUGUUGUGUUUCUACAGCAGUAACAGUAUGUUGUCUGCAAUUACUAUUGUUCAAUGAAUACAGUACAUAAUACAAAUACAAAGUGAAAAUCUUUACGUCAAUCAGCUGUUCAUGUCCAUGAUAGUUUCAUUUACAAUUCUCUAACUUAUUCAGUUAUCGUGAUUUAUCAAAAUGUCAUGCGAAAGAAAAUUCAAAGCUGCAGUGAGUGUGAUUAGAAACCUUCCGAAAAAUGGAUCGUACCAACCUUCUCAUGAUCUCAUGCUGAGGUUCUAUGCGUAUUACAAGCAGGCAACCGAAGGACCCAACACAUCUCCCAAGCCUAAUUUCUGGGAAGUUGUAAAAAAAAUGAAAUGGGAUGCUUGGUCGAAAUUGGGCAAUAUGUCACGUGAGCAGGCUAUGGUCAGUUACGUUGAAGAGUUGAACAAGAUUGUUGAAACGAUGGCGUACACGGAUAAUGUAGCCAACUUCCUGACAAGCCUUGAUUCGUUCUACGACUCAGUGCCGGCCGAAGAUUUGGAACUUGUGAUGGGACCAGUCAUUGAGAGAGUACGCUCACAACCUGGCUCCCCAUUAAGUGGAUCACCUCUUGCAUCACGAGAAGCAUCACCACAAAGAAGUGGAACAAAGCCCACCAAACACAUCACAUCCAGUCUUGAGACGAGUCCUGCUAGCUCCUACUCUGUCUCACCCACUCUACCUGACACCGACGAGGAAGAAGAAUAUUUUGUUGACACUUAUGAACUAACAGAGUCAGAAAACUUGAAGGAGAGUGCAUCAUUGAAAAAGAAAAAUCAUGAAAAUGUACAUAAAGCGUUGAACGGAUCAGCAAUUGUUACCACAGCAGAUAAUAGAGAACGAGAAAGAAGCAGACUUCGAGAAAAGAACAACGUGAAUAGCAAAACGAAAGGUAAUUCAGAGUCACAGACGAAUGGAAUUAGCUCCAAUUGCGAGCACAGUGUCGAAUCGAAUGGUGUGAUUGCCAUUUCCAAUCACACAGAUGCAGUUUUACCUGUAACGAAUACUCUUAUUGAUUUGAGGAAUAAUGCAUUACAUAAUGUAAACAUCAAUGAAGUCGUUCAAAAAACAUUAUCUAGUCUCAAAAGCGAUAUCGAAUGUUUGAAUCUGAAGAUAACGGCAGUCGAAAUGAAGUCGAGACAGGUUUCAAGUGAAGCAGCCGUUCCAUUUUGGUGGCCGUUUAGAGGUAUCUCGGUACCUUCAGCCGUCUUCUUGAUUGUGUGGCCUCUGAUUGUGCAAGCUCUGUUCAUGUGGCUGCAAAUGCGAAGAAGGAGAGCACUUCCCAGAAUCCAGCCUUAAAAAAUAUCACUUCAUCCAAGUAUUUCUUUCAUGUCAAGUUGGAUUUCGAAACUUGUGAGGGAGUCGAUGAGCUAAUUAAAAUACCGUCUUGACUGCUUAGCAAAUGAGAGAAUCUAGUUUGUCUUGUCUUAAUCGAUGCUGAAGAUUGUGAUAACUUGAUUAUAUAAUCGUUCUGGUUAGUUGAUGAAAAAUAUACACCGUGUCCCACGAAGAGGUUUACACUUUUAAUUUUAUAUUACGCGCCCAUUCAUACACCGAACUUAUUUAAAUUUCACACAGUUUACAAAGUAGGUUCUGAAAAUAUUCUGGGAAAAUUUCAGUUCCCUUACCUUCGUAAAACAAAA
Molecule: messenger RNA, 1771 nt
Organism: Nilaparvata lugens (brown planthopper)
Lineage: Eukaryota; Metazoa; Arthropoda; Insecta; Hemiptera; Delphacidae
Product: acyl-CoA-binding domain-containing protein 4
Exons: 8
Coding region: 285-1427 (380 amino acids)
Biological process (GO): fatty acid metabolic process
Molecular function (GO): fatty-acyl-CoA binding
Source: RefSeq, a predicted model, not a curated record